AAGGGUGAGUAACUUAAUUAAGUACAGGGUGAUGGGACAAGAAACUUCUACUCCUUAUGUUCGAAUGCUGAAGCAUUCACUUGCUGUCUAUGGUAUUACUGUCGUUUCUAAUGAUAUUGAGCUGUGUUUGAAGGUUUUUCAGCAGGUUAUGGCUAUGACGGAGGAGUCUAAGAAACCCUCUAGGAAGCCCUCUGCUCCGCCUUUGCCGUCUGUACCAGCUCUUUCUUCUAAAAAUCCUUUCCUUUCUGCGGCUUUAGCUGAGCUUGAUGCGCUAGAGGAUAGCGAUGAUGAGGCUGGCGCAGGUAAUUCUGUCUUUGCUUUUCCUGUUAUCAGGCCUCCCCCGGUCCAGGGAGUGGCACAAGCACCAUAUUAUGAAGGAAUAGGUAUAGAGGAUAUUGGUCGCUUGAAAAAGGCAGUGUCUUUAUAUGGACCACAAUCACAUUAUGUUAAGGAGCUAGUUAAUGGUCUAGCUCGACAUUAUAAUAAUUCUUCUCCUGAGGACUGGAGGGUCCUCUGUCGAGCUCUUUUAAAGGAGCCUGAGUAUCUGCAGUGGCAGAUGUGGUUUUCUGAACUUUGUAUGUAUGUACAUGUGGUAAUGGAUACAUAUUCUCAAUUUAUAUGGGCCACAGCACAAAGUGGUGAAACCACACAGCAUGUCAUCUCUCAUCUUCUAGAAACUUUUGCUGUGAUGGGUUUACCAUCUAUUAUUAAAACAGAUAAUGGACCUGCAUAUAGCAGUAAAAAAUUUCAAACUUUCUGUAAACAAUAUGGUAUAAUGCACAAAACAGGCAUUGAGUAUAAUCCUCAAGGGCAAGCUAUUGUAGAACGUGCACACAAUACUUUAAAGUUACAAAUUAAAAAAUUAAAAAGGAGGAAAAAGGACCAUAUUUUAGCAUUCACUCAAUCAAAUGCAUGUUCUAUUUUGCAACAAGCUUUGUUCACAUUAAAUUUCUUGAAUCUUCCGCAGGGAGAUAUCCUUUCCCGUGCAGAGAAACAGUUCAUAGAGGGAGAGGUCGCUCCCCCUCCAUUAAAUGAACAUAUAUGGUUUAAACCAACCGCAGAUGCAGAAUGGCAACCGGGGCUAUUGCUUUGUAGAGGGAAGGGUUAUGCUUAUGUCUCCACAGAGGAUGGACGGACCUGUUCCUGGCUCCCCGCGCGAUGGAUCCGGCCGAGGGCCAAUUUGAACGGCACCAUAUCCCACCAGACGACGGAUGGGGAGUCUAGACCAAGAUGA
Mirounga angustirostris (Northern elephant seal) is the source of this 1234-nucleotide messenger RNA. RefSeq lists its product as uncharacterized. Gene Ontology annotation, molecular function: RNA stem-loop binding. Gene Ontology annotation, biological process: viral process; DNA integration. The record is from RefSeq and is a predicted model, not a curated record. NCBI's taxonomy places the organism in Eukaryota, Metazoa, Chordata, Mammalia, Carnivora, Phocidae. The transcript has a single exon. Bases 32 to 1234 code for a protein of 400 amino acids.